Messenger RNA from Bubalus bubalis (water buffalo), 893 nucleotides. RefSeq names its product shisa like 2A (gene SHISAL2A). NCBI's taxonomy places the organism in Eukaryota, Metazoa, Chordata, Mammalia, Artiodactyla, Bovidae. The transcript is spliced from 3 exons. The record is from RefSeq and is a predicted model, not a curated record.
CCACUCCCACCGCUCCUCGGCCCUCCUCCUUCCUUCCUCCCUCUCCCUCCUCCGUCCCCUCUCUUGGCAAGACCUGUCCGCGCACCCGAUUGCCUCUCGAUCCUCUCGAGAGUCUCGGGGGCUCUAGGUCUCUCACCGCUCUGUCUGCGCCCAUCUGUGUUCCUCUCCGUCUCUGUGUCAGUUUCUAUCUCUCUGUUUAUCUCUGCCUCUCUGUGUGUCUCUUUCUCGGGCUCAUUGCUGUCUCUGUCCGUCAGUCCGUCUGGGGACCCGGGGUGGCGGCGGGCCGCGCGCGGGUCGCGAUGAGCGGCGCCUGCACGAGCUACGUGAGCGCCGAGCAGGAGGUGGUGCGUGGCUUCAGCUGCCCGCGGCCGGGGGGCGAGGCGGCCGCCGUCUUCUGCUGCGGCUUCCGCGACCACAAGUACUGCUGCGACGACCCGCACAGCUUCUUCCCCUACGAGCACAGCUACAUGUGGUGGCUCAGUGUCGGCGCUCUCGUGGGCCUGUCCAUAGCAGCAGUGGUCCUCCUGGCCUUCAUUGUCACUGCCUGUGCGCUUUGUUACCUGUUCAUCAGCUCAAAACCCCACACAAAGUUGGACCCAGGCUUAAACUUACAGACUACAGACCCUGAUGAGGUACCCUCUGAUUGCCAAGGUGGAAACAUGGGUAACUCGGUGGAGGUGUGAGGAGUGAGCCCUCUCAGGCAGAGUCACCCCUUCCUGAACUCCUGGCUGGACUGCAAUGAGGAGCAGGCUAAGGAUCCCAAACGCCUCCUCCAGCACUGCUUCAUGGCUACAGUGACCGCCGGUGACCGUCCAGGGAGCCCUGAGGAGGUUCCUGUCCCCAGUCUACUAUACCCAGCCCCAUAAACAUCCAAUAAAUGUCUCUCCACCAUC